Messenger RNA from Meloidogyne enterolobii, 523 nucleotides. The record is from the annotation of a GenBank genome assembly. NCBI's taxonomy places the organism in Eukaryota, Metazoa, Nematoda, Chromadorea, Rhabditida, Meloidogynidae.
GAUGUUACGACGAGGAAGCUCUAAUAAAAAAGUUGAUGAGAAUAUUCUUUUAUUACAAAAUACUUUGAUAGGAUCCGAUCCUGACUGUGAUAUUGUAAUAAAGUGUCCAGGAGUCAGACCAAAACAUGCUGUAAUAGAAUAUUCACAAAAAACGUCUACCUUCUGGCUUCGUCAAUUAAUUCCGUCCUUUAACGAAGAACAAGGAGAACAUAAAAGAAACUCACCGGAAAAUGAAAAUAAAAUAGAAGAGGCUGUAAAUGGUGAAAAAAUCCUUUAUGAUGGUUCAUUAAUUGAAUUAAGACCUCUAGACAAACUUCGUUUUGGAAAUGGGCCUGAAUCUGUUGAAUUUAUUUUUACAAUGCCAAAAAUAAACGAUAAGGGAGGAGAAAAGAGGCAGAAAUGCAAACGUUCUAGUAGCAGCAUUGGCUAUUCUUCUGUAAAGAAAAAAACUUCGUCAGAACACAGCCAAUUCUCGUUGCCAAUUGUUGGGGUUAUUUUAAAAAUUUUCUUCUUUGAAACUUAA